Molecule: messenger RNA, 1183 nt
Organism: Daktulosphaira vitifoliae (grape phylloxera)
Lineage: Eukaryota; Metazoa; Arthropoda; Insecta; Hemiptera; Phylloxeridae
Product: probable ATP-dependent RNA helicase ddx42
Exons: 4
Coding region: 399-914 (171 amino acids)
Source: RefSeq, a predicted model, not a curated record
UAAAACAAUAUUUAAAGCAAAACAACAUACAAUAUUCAUACAAUAAAUAAAAUUAAGGAAAAUAACUUGACGCAAAACAACGUAGUCUUACUCAACAAAUUUUAUAAAGAUUUAAUUAUUAAAUGUAAUUGUAGUAGUAAAAAUUGUAAAAUCCGCUGUAGUAUAAAUGCCCUAAAAAAAAAAAAUGUUUUUCUUGUACUACACUGUACUGAGAUUGGCAACACAUUUACAUUUUGCUCAUUUAUCAUAGUGUGCUAUUUACUUUCAUUUAAUCUAUGUCGUAUCUUAUCCGAUUUAUUUAUUUUAAAUUUUUAUAGCAAAACUAGAUUUAAUUAUUAUCCUAUUUAACGAUUUCGUUAAUUUUUUUGUAGUUUCAAGUUAAAAUUUUAUAAGUAGAUAUGAGCAGAUACAAAUCUCCUUUAACUUUCAAAAAGUCGUCAGCAACUGUUGAAAAUUUUUCACAGUUUAAAGUUGAUGAAGUCACUCCAACUAGAGACAGUACGGCUACAGUAAAUACUCCUGAUAAUUUAUGGAUAAGUGACAAUACUGCACAACCUCAACCUGUAAGCCGUCAGUGGAAAGGACGAGACUUUAGCUCACCUAGAUUCAGUAGUCCUAGACUAAGAGAUUCACCUUAUCACUGGAGUCCUAAUAACCGUAAUAAUAGUUGGAAUUCGGACUUUAACAAUUCAGAUUUCAACUCCUCAUUUGAACAAAAUAAUUUAAGUCCAUAUAACUCCCAAGUGAACAGACAUCAUAAUCGAAAUUAUAAAGUGAACGGAUGGGUAACCAUGCGUGCUCUUCUACGGUGGCUAAAAAGCAUCAUGUUCCCAGUGCAAAAGGCGACGGAAACCACUGCACUUAAUUUCCCCAGGAUAUACCAUUGGGGUAAAACGACAAGGCAAAACCUUUAGUAGAAAUAUAUUGUUGAGAUUAGGAAGUUAUUAGAAAUUCAUAUCAAGGUAAUGACAACAAAGAUGAAAAUUAUUACCACCCAUCUAUGAUUGAAGAUCCUUGGGAAAAAUUAUUAGAUACUUCAAAAAAGAAUAGUUUUUUGAAUAACUGUCUUAGUGAUUGUAAUUAGUAGAAGUAAUCCUUGUAAAUUAAGAACACAUGUAAAAAUAAUAUGUAUAUUAUUUAUGAAUUUAAAUAAAUUUAAUUUCCUAAAUUUCUGUUAAUACUA